AUGCGGCAUCCACUUUCUGAAAGGGACUUAGAAGAGGAAAAGGCAAGGAUGGAAGGAGAAGUGAUGGAAGCGCCAAAAGAGGAAGAAGUGAAGGAACAAAGAGAAGAAGAAAAAAGAGAAAAGGCCGCUCAGCAAGCACCCGAAGUACCCGAAGAAGAAGAGGAGGAAGAGGAAGCGCCUGAGGGCCCUAUGAAGCCAUCAGCGGAAGACCGCAGAAAACGGAGGGCAGAAGAAAGGGAGGAAGAAAUAGAGAAAGAACUGAGGAGGGGGAGACAAAUGGAGAGGGAAAAAGAAGAAGAAAAAGAGCGCAAAAAGGAAAAGGAAGCAGAGAAAAAGGAAAAAGAAGAAGAAAAGGCGAGAGAAACGCAAGAAGAAGCAGAAAAAGAGGAAGAAAAAAAAGAAAGAGAAGCAGCAGCGAAAGAAGAAAAGGAGGAAGAAAAGAAGAGAGAAGAAAUAGAAGGAGAAAAAGAGAAAGAAGAAAAGGAGAUAAUGAAAUUGCCAAUACCCCCAAUCCCUUCUAAAUUACCCCUGCCGAAGAUAUCACCGGAGGAUCUACACCCCACCUGGGCCCCUGAGGAGACGCCGCCAGAAACCCCCUAUGUAAACCCGAAUUAUUCAGAAGAGGAGAAGCGAUCGUCACGCUUCUGCUGA
Molecule: messenger RNA, 651 nt
Organism: Eimeria acervulina
Lineage: Eukaryota; Apicomplexa; Conoidasida; Eucoccidiorida; Eimeriidae
Exons: 4
Coding region: 1-651 (216 amino acids)
Source: RefSeq, a predicted model, not a curated record